This is a messenger RNA of Dracunculus medinensis (Guinea worm), 633 nucleotides long. NCBI's taxonomy places the organism in Eukaryota, Metazoa, Nematoda, Chromadorea, Rhabditida, Dracunculidae. The record is from the annotation of a GenBank genome assembly.
AUGAUUGAAAGCGUUGGUUUGGCUUUUCAAGCUUAUCCAGAAGUAGCAAGCAACCUACCACUGAAACAAUUAUGGGCCAUUUUAUUUUUUUUGAUGAUCACUAUCCUUGGAUUGGAUAGUCAGGUUUGUAUGUUGGAAGGACUAUUGACAGCUAUCGAAGAUGUUUGUCCAUCUAUAAUUAGAAAAUACAAGCAAAUUUCGCUUGCCAUAGCGUGCUCAUUUUUUUUCCUUAUUGGAAUACCAAUGGUUUCAUAUGCUGGUUCUUUUUGGUUAACACUGGUUGAUGCUUAUGGUGCAAGUGGAAUUGCUUUGUUGUUUGUUGUUUUCUUUGAAGUAGUUGGAUUAUCGUGGGGAUUCGGUGGGGAUUUUAUUUUUUAUAAACUUAUUAUUUAUAUAAACUUUUUUUCUUUUUUGUUCGCGCUAUUUUUCUUUUGCAUCAUCAAGUAUCAGCCAUUAAAAUAUCCAAAUGGUGAUUCUUAUCCUGUCGCUGCUGAAAUUUUUGGGAUAUUUCUUUCAUCAUGUUCCAUAAUAUCUAUUCCGAGUUAUGCCAUUUAUCAUCUAUUCAUCAAGACUAAAAAAGGAUCUUUGAAAGAGGUUUAUAUUAUUCAUUCAUUUAUUAACGAAAUUAAUUAA